This is a messenger RNA of Pelagomonas calceolata, 1310 nucleotides long. NCBI's taxonomy places the organism in Eukaryota, Pelagophyceae, Pelagomonadales, Pelagomonadaceae. The record is from the annotation of a GenBank genome assembly.
CCAAAAGCUCCUCGCAGCUCUGGCGCCAUCGUGCUUUAUAACAGCGUCCGUUCGCAGCCUACAGGCUGUCUUCUGGGCCCCACUUGCCGGCAGAACCGCUUGCUGCAUCGCUGCGGACAGUUCGACCAGCCUAAAAAGAGGCUGCAGGCCAAGCCAGCCUGAGCCCUGCAUGCGGCGUCUGCUUCCCGUCGCAUUGAUGUCGCGCCACGUGAGUAGCAGCGCGAGGAUCACGGGACGCAUCAAUGAGAAAAUAAGGACGGGCCACCCGGCGGCAGAGCUCGCAUUUCUCCAGCACGCGUUGUGGGGCCUCGACCACUACCCGGACUACCUGCGACGGUGGCAAGAUAAAGACGUAGAAACCUUGGAGAGCGCGCUCGAAGCCGUGCUAGCGAAAGUUCGUGCGCAGCGGUUGGACGCGCGGCGGGAGUGCGACGCCAUGGCCGCGAAGCACCCGGAAGCCCUGGACGCGCUGCGCGACGCCGCGACCUGGCGCGUCGACGACGUCGUGAGCCCGAGGGUGGCCAAGGCACUGGGCUGGGCGCCGGGGGCCGGCAUCGCAGACGCGUUGCGGCAACCGCCGAAGACCAACGGCUUCUGGGGCCUAUUGUCCGAGCCAGAGGACGACGUCUAUUCCCUGGACCUGUUCCGACCCGAUUUUUGUGCGGCGAUCAUCGCGGCGUCGGACGCGGCGGCGGAAGACGAUGGCCACCCCCGACCGCGGGCGAACCUCGACGUGCUGGGCGUCGGCUGGCUCGCGGACCUGCUCCUGAUCGUCGCCGAGCAGGUCGCGGCGGCGGCGUGGCCCAGGGAGACGCUCGUCGACGCGGCCGGCGCGCGGGCACCCCUCGACUGGAGGCAUGCGUACGUUCUCCGAUACGCGCCGUCGGGCCGCGACUCGCUCGUCCCCCACACGGACGACAGUGAAGUGACGGUGAACGUCGGGCUUGUCGCGCGGGAAUCAUUCGCGGGCGGCGACCUCCUGCUGGGCGGCGUGCGCGGCCAGCCGGAUUUGGAGGAAGACGUCGCGAUCACGCCGGAUUUAGGUGUGGCGACGUUCCACCUGGGCCGGCGGCUCCACGCCGUCGACAAGGUCUUGGAGGGGGAGAGGAGGGUGCUCAUCUGUUGGUGCCGCUCGAUGAACGGCGUGCGGUCGCGCGUCUGCCCGUGCUGCUGGAUGAACCGGCGGGACAACGGCGACGCGCGCGACUGCGUCUGCGGGGACGCGUGGAACUCGUAGAUCACGCCGUCGCCGCGAUUCUCUCAUCCCCGCGCCAUCGACGACGGUCUCCCUCCGUAUGAAUAAAUACCUG